AGGGAUAUGACGCCAGUCGUGUGCCAGGCUCACUGGCUCACACGAGCUGACUGCAGCAAGAUCAAGACAGACGCGUGCCUUUUACUCAGCGUCCGAACACUUUUACCAGACUUUGUCUCCCUGAAGGGCAGCCUUCUCUGAUACCUUCUACCACUCCAAGAUCUGCACCAACGAACUUGACCGACAUGUGCAGCACCAUGGAGAACCUCUACUCAGACUUGGACAGCUCCAGCUGCGACCUGUCUUACACGCACACGGAUGACGAAGACUCUCGCAGCAGCAUGCACGUCGGCUCACCGACCUGCCAGCCGUCAUCACCCAUCAGCAACAGCCAGGAUGCGCCGACCCCCGAGCAGCAGCAGAAAAAGAGACGCAGGGGACGCGUGAGGAACGAGGCCACCGUGCAUGUGGUCAAGAAGAACAGGCGCAUGAAGGCGAACGACCGGGAAAGGAACAGAAUGCACAAUCUGAACGAUGCACUGGACACUCUCCGGAGCGUUCUGCCUGCCUUCCCGGACGACACAAAACUUACAAAGAUCGAAACGCUGCGUUUCGCCCACAAUUACAUCUGGGCGCUCUCUGAGACCAUCAGAAUUGCGGACCAGUGCCCAAGCAAGACAAGGGACGCGCCGCUGCUCCCGGCUGGGCUCGGAUGCAUCGUGGAUGCGCCAAGUCCCGGCAGUGACGCUUGCUCUUGGAUGUCCAGCGCCUCAUCCUCCUCUUCGUCCCCUUCAUACUGCACUUCAAACCCCAGCAGUCCCGCGGCUUCGGAAGACUAUGGCUUUUUGCAGACAGAUAGUCUGUACAGCUACCACAACUUUGUGUCAGGCAUCUUCUAGGAAAUGGGCUUGAUCUUGUUACGCGAUUGUGGCCUUUGGCGUGUGCUAGGGACGAACUGAAACGCCACUGCCUUAAGACGAAACUCAGUUACUCAGUUUAGAAGAAUCUAAGUGCGAAGUGAUGGACCGUAGCUUAUUCUAGCAAUUCACUAUAUGCCUUAACUAUGUUUCACAGGAUUGAUACUCGAUGAAUUGUGUAUUUUACAUAUGUACAUUUUUGUUGAAUUUGCAGUGAGAUUGCUGUCCAUGAAGGCGUGUAAGAGCAUCAUUUUGUUUUGUGGAAUUUCCAACGGUAGCUUUUGCUGCAGUUCUCCUUCAAACCAUUGCACUUUUUCGCCGCGUCCACAUAUAACAAUAUCCACUCUAAGAAUCUUGACCCCUACCUCUAUUAAAACAAAAUUCUAAUUAAAACGAAGAAAAGACAGAUUUGCUAUAGCAGAGUGAGGUGAAAAGUCAAUUUUACAAUUUGUCGAAUGAUAAUUAGGAAAAAACGAGCGUGGAAAUUCGGUUUCAACGCUCUGACAAUAGCCUGAAAGGCCGUGAAAGAGGGAGGAUCUGGCCCUAAUGCAUUAUGUAUUUUGACCCGCUGAAAAUGCCCUUCGUGGUCUGCAGAAAGACGCGAUCUCUCAGACAAGCAGCAAUGGUUUCUCCAGCAUUGACUUUAUAGUUUUGUUUUAAUUUAUUCAACGAUUUUCUUUCAUAUGAAAAUGUAUUUUGUAUAUAAAGAGAUUUAUUCUAUUAUGUAUUU
Brienomyrus brachyistius is the source of this 1587-nucleotide messenger RNA. It is a transcript of the gene neurog1, whose product is annotated as neurogenin 1. The transcript is spliced from 2 exons. Gene Ontology annotation, molecular function: protein dimerization activity. The record is from RefSeq and is a predicted model, not a curated record. NCBI's taxonomy places the organism in Eukaryota, Metazoa, Chordata, Actinopteri, Osteoglossiformes, Mormyridae. The coding region runs from base 186 to 839 and encodes 217 amino acids.